Molecule: messenger RNA, 1860 nt
Organism: Grammomys surdaster
Lineage: Eukaryota; Metazoa; Chordata; Mammalia; Rodentia; Muridae
Gene: Nrarp
Product: NOTCH regulated ankyrin repeat protein
Exons: 1
Coding region: 348-692 (114 amino acids)
Cellular component (GO): cytoplasm
Molecular function (GO): protein binding; phosphatase regulator activity; enzyme inhibitor activity
Source: RefSeq, a predicted model, not a curated record
UUUUGCAAAGGGACGCGGGUGGAGUUCAGCUUGAGCGAAGCCUAACCUCGAAGGCACCACGACUGCGAGUGUCGCGGCCUCCGGCUGCCCCAGCUCCUGCGAACCAGCACCCAGCCCGGUCGUCCGCCCGCUUGGGCGCGGCUGGAUGCAGCAGGGGUCCCGCGCCAGCGGCCCUCGGCCCCGAGCGCCCGGAGUGAGCAGGGGCGGCGUGCGGGGCCCGAGGGCGCAGCGCCCUCCAUGCGCCGAGGCGUACCUCCAGACACGCCCCGAGAGAGCCCGGGGCCCACAUUGCAGCCGCCGCCCGCGCUGAGCCGGGGCGCGGCCCGCGGCCCUAGCUCUGCGGCAGCAUGAGCCAAGCCGAGCUGUCCACCUGCUCGGCGCCACAGACGCAGCGCAUCUUCCAGGAAGCGGUGCGCAAGGGCAACACGCAAGAGCUGCAGUCGCUGCUGCAGAACAUGACUAACUGCGAAUUCAACGUGAACUCGUUCGGGCCGGAGGGUCAGACAGCACUACACCAGUCAGUCAUCGACGGCAACCUGGAGCUGGUGAAGCUGCUGGUCAAGUUCGGAGCCGACAUCCGCCUAGCCAACCGCGACGGCUGGAGCGCGCUGCACAUCGCCGCUUUCGGGGGCCACCAGGACAUCGUGCUCUAUCUCAUCACCAAGGCCAAGUACGCGGCCAGUGGCCGGUGAUAGCCACUCCGACCCCAGACCCUGGCCCUCACCCGCGUUGUCUCUGCUGUACCUUCCCGCCAACUACCUCGGUGUGCGCCAGGUUUGCUGGUCCGCGUGGAAAUCGGGCUAGGUCUCUACGUCCGCAGCCACGACCAAAGCAGCGCGUCCGUGGCCCCCAGGGUUCGGUUCUCCGCAAGAGAGCGCCUCCCCUCAGCUGUCCUCCGAGCCCCUCGGAGCCCCAGAGCCUUCCCACGGCCCCCGACUGCCUAGAGGGUGGGGGCGGGGCGCAGGCUCCAGUCCAUUUUGAAAUUUGAGUCUCACACCGGGAGACUUCGGAAUCCCGAGAUACCGGAUCCUCGGCUUGAAAUGUUUUCUCCGGAAGGUGAAAGGCGCGGGCGGACUCGCGCUCCAGCCGCCCGUGAGACUCGCCCGCCCGCAGUGCGGCUCUCGCCGCUGGCGGCCGCCAAACAACCACUACCGGGCUCCACCAUCUGCGCGCCCUCGCACUAGGAAAGGGACGCUCCGGGUUCCUGAUGUCCUCAACUAUUUAUCACGUGUGUGUAUAUUUGUGGGUGAAGUUUGUGAGCCUGAGUUAUUUGUUUGGAAAUAUUGUGCGUGGUUAUGGGAGAAAGAUUUUUUUUUCCUUAAAACUAAAAACUUGAGUCUACCAUUUCUUGGUUGCACUGAAAAUACCACCUACCCCUAUGGUUUUCCCAUUGCUAGCCCCUCCCCCACUGAGUCCCUAAUCUUCCACACCUUAUUCCUCUGUUCCUCUCCCGGGAUUCUGAGUUUAGGGAGCCUAGGAUCUGUCUCCAAAGGGAGACCCCCUUCUGUGAGAGGCCACCAUUCCCCACACCGGCUGGUUUAGCAAAGUUCCAAAGAGACUUUGAAGCCAGUGUGGCCAGUACGUGGAGAUUCUGAGAGCAUGUUACCCUUCCUAGUGACUUCUAUUAUAGUUAAUAGUCGGUUGCACACUUUUUUAAAAAAGUAAAUGAAUUUGCCACAAUUAAAUGUCAUAACAUUUAUGACAGAAUAUAAAAUAUUAACAUAUUUUAAGCCAAGUUUUAGGUGUAUUUUUUUGAAUCUUGGUUGUGAACCCAAUUUUAAAGGGCGUUGUAUCCAGCGUUGUCAAGGCUGUUGUGUACCCAUAUUUAUAUUUUUAUAAAAUUCCGAUAAAGACUGUGAA